GAUGAGCUGCAGAAGCAGAAAUCUGGGAAAAUCUGCUCUCAUCCACGGAUCCACAGUCACCACAACACCAACCACAGCGCCAUGGCCGCGGCAGGGGAUGCGAACUGUUAAAUAAAUACUGUUCAAUCUAUUGAACUACCUCAACAGAGCUUACGUCUCUCGCAGCAGCCGGGAAUCAAACACUGGACGAGCUCUCCGCUGAGCUGAGCUGAGCUAAGAGGACUCUCCAGCUCCUACAGCACCAAGCAGUUAAGCUACCACCAGGCUGGAUGGCUGAGCCGGAGCUACUGCUGGACUCCAAUAUCCGACUCUGGGUGGUGUUACCCAUUGUCUUCAUCACCUUUCUGGUCGGGGUGAUUCGCCAUUAUGUAUCCAUUCUUCUUCAAAGUGACAAGAAGUUGACAUUAGAACAGGUUUCUGACAGCCAGGUUCUUAUUCGGAGCAGAAUCCUCAGAGAAAAUGGAAAAUACAUUCCCAAACAGUCUUUUCUGAUGAGGAAGUUCUACUUCAAUAAUCAAGAAGAUGGAUUUUUCAAGAAGACCAAAAGAAAGGUUGUUCCACCCUCUCCAAUGACAGAUCCCAGCAUGCUGACAGACAUGAUGAAAGGAAAUGUCACCAAUGUGCUUCCUAUGAUCCUCAUCGGAGGCUGGAUCAACUGGACCUUUUCAGGAUUUGUAACAACUAAGGUUCCCUUCCCUCUCACUCUGCGCUUCAAGCCCAUGCUGCAGCAAGGAAUAGAGCUGCUGUCACUGGAUGCCUCCUGGGUGAGCUCGGCGUCAUGGUAUUUCCUGAACGUGUUUGGACUACGAAGCAUGUACUCUUUAAUUCUAGGCCAAGAUAAUGGUGCAGAUCAGUCGAGGAUCAUGCAGGAGCAGAUGAGUGGUGCUGCCAUGGCCAUGCCUGCAGAUACAAACAAAGCUUUCAAGGCUGAGUGGGAGGCACUGGAACUGACGGACCAUACGUGGGCGCUGGAGUGCGUAGAGGAGGAUCUGAUGAGCAGAGAGCUGGACUUUGACGGCCUGUUUAGCAAGGAGCUGCCGAGCGGUAUCUUCUGAUGGUCCUGGUCACUUCUACUUGGAGCCUUCAAGUUGAAUUUUGAUCAUUGCAGGGAUUUGUUUUUUGGUGAAAGCCACAGAGAUGGGACAAAUCCCUUCAUGUUAUGCAAAGUUUACAUUCACUUAUUUGCGGUCCUCGUCUUUUCACAUGUAUUAUUACCUUUCCAUUCCCGUCUAUAGAAUAUCUGAAAUGACUUAACAAUACACUGGUUCUGCUGCUGUCUCAUCUCUUUCGAGAUGUUUGGGAGAAAUUAAGUGGCUUCUUGCUUAUCGGAAUGCAUUAUUAUUAUUAUUAUUAUUAUUAGCUUGUAAAUUGUAUGCCAUCAUGCCAUUAGGUAAUAGAAUGUGAACUACCUAGUGCUUAUUUUUUUCUUAUGUCAUGCACAGCUAGACUAUAGCUGUCUCAGUUUUCAUAUGUAUCAUCAUGUUUAAACAAUAGGACACAAUACCAUUUUACAGGUGUGAAUGAUGUUUAUUUAAUUAUACUUAUAACACGACUCCUUUGUUAGAUCAUAGAUAGAUCAGCUGUUCUGUGUCAGCUGCCUAAAGUUAGACUCAGAACUGAUGAUCUGUUGGCAGAGAAUGUUUGUGUGACUGAAAUGUUGUGUUUUUGUAGAUGGUUUAUUUUGUAAUGUAACUCCUCUGUGUUUUGUACAGCAUAAAGCCUGUUUUGACAAAAUA
This is a messenger RNA of Sebastes umbrosus (honeycomb rockfish), 1736 nucleotides long. RefSeq names its product ER membrane protein complex subunit 3 (gene emc3). The transcript has 9 exons. Gene Ontology annotation, biological process: protein folding in endoplasmic reticulum. Gene Ontology annotation, cellular component: EMC complex; membrane. NCBI's taxonomy places the organism in Eukaryota, Metazoa, Chordata, Actinopteri, Perciformes, Sebastidae. The record is from RefSeq and is a predicted model, not a curated record. The coding region runs from base 270 to 1055 and encodes 261 amino acids.